AUUUAAGAUGGCGGCCGGAACAGUGCUAAAUUUUCGGAGUUUUCUAACUGGGAGUAUAACCGCUAGAAAGACUUUCCUCUUAGUUCGGACAGGAAUCAGAUCAAGUGUUCCAUGUGUAGCAAUCGCCAGCCGUCAAUUUUCGGAAACAAACUCUCCGGUCGAGGAGGUUACUGACAGCGAGAAGUCUCCCACUGUUUCCCGAAGUCCUCUCUUCAGUGGGAACAAGGUGACGCCGAAAAGAUUUCAGCUUUCCUUCGACGAGUACCAGAAGCGAAGAAGAAAGCUGCGUACACUUCAAAGGUUGGCUGGGCUGCCGUUUGGUGUGACAGGCCUACUAGCGUCGUCUUGCGCGUGUGCUUAUUUGUUCCCAAACAUGUUUGAUGCAACCCCAGAACAGAUCCAACCAAUACUGUAAGUUGUGUGACCUGUAUCUCUUAAUGUGGGAUGAGCAGAGAAAUAUUUUUUCUGAAUCGUAUUUAUAGCACAAAGAAUUUUCAGGUCGAGCAAAUAAAUGAAACAAAUAAAUCAAAUUAACAUAUAAACAACUCGAAACAAUCUUAAGUGAAGGAAAUUGACCUCGUGACCCCCUACAAGUACAGAUUCCAUAAAGGAAGUUAGUCGGGACUGCCGUGAAACAAACCCGGCUACUGGCUGCGAAACCAAAUGCAAAAAUUCUAACAAUGCUCAAAGAAUGAUUGGGAUUGAUUAAUUUGACACAAAGCUUCUAAUGAGGGCAAAAACAUUUUAUUUGUACUCAUAAUCUGAAGAUCAUGACUCAUUUCCUGCAAGUUGUAAAGGUGCCCUUUUUAGUGAUAUUUUUGUAUCUACCUUUAAUGUUGGUACUUAAUUUUGCAAGUCUUUAAUUUUGUGUUUUUUUUGCAACAAUUGCAAAAUUAAAGACCCAGUACAAAAAUCCUUGCAAAAGUUAAACAGGCCAAUUCAUUAACCCUAUAGAAAAUUCAAAUUACCCUGAGAAAAUCAUUUGCCAAAGGAUGAAAGAAGGUGGGCAUCAGUAAAGUAAUAGAUGGUUCAGAGGAAAUGUCACCUGAAGAUCCAUUUGUAGAUAUUUUGCAAUGAUAGGACGAUGUUUAGAAACUUUUCUGCGAACUAUGUACUGAGAAAAUGCAUAUCUGUGUUAUAAUCAAUAUUAAGAAUCGUGAAAUUUGAUGCCUUUUAUCAAAUUUGCCCAUUGAAAUCGGCCUGGCGCACGCUACUGGUGUACACGGCUAAGAAUCUCACAUCGUUUGGCUCUUAUGAACUUAUUAAAACUCAGAUCGCAUCGAUAUUUGGCAAGAAGUUAAAGUUUAUAAACAGCCUUCCAUUGAAUAUUUUUUUUCUGGCUGUAAGACCAAACUAAAAUUAAAAUAUGAAAAAUAUGGCUCAAACUGGGACCAUUUUUUAACAGCUCGCGCAACAUCUACAGUCUAACCACGCAUGUUGUGGGAUUUUUCUGUUUCUGUUAAUGGUACUUUGGAAAAAUUUCUCCACAGAGGUCAGUGACUUAUGAGUACUAACUGUAUGAAAAAUUACUGAACAUAAUGGCAAAAGUUUAAUGCAUUUUCAGAAAGAUCUUCUGUCAACAUCCGAUCUUUGUGCAGCACGAAACGUCAAUUCAAAAGAUUGCUUUUGAUUGACUUUCUUUUGUUGUUAAGAGGAGAACUAAUAAUUUUUGGAAUGCUCAUAAGUUAAACCUUCCUUGUAGACUAACUGUUAAGACUUCUGGAAACCCCUUUUUUAUGCUAAGAUCAAAUAUCUAAGGUUAGAAAGCAGUUUUUAACGUGAAAAUUCGUAAACCGUGCAUUGGACCGAAAAUUGGAUUCUAGAGUGUGCUUUGGCACAAAGAUUUUGUACCUAAAAAGUGCCUAAGAUGUGCAUUAAGUGUGCAUUUUAGUUUUGAAAAAUGUGCCUAAGUUGUGCCCAAAGUGUGCCUAAUCUGUGCACAAGCUGUGCCAAAACAUUGAGUCAAUCAGAAAAUCGUGUCCAGCCUAUCGAGUUCUACAGCGAAAGAAAAGUGCGCACGGCAAUUAUGUCAGUUUUAAGGUUUAGGAAGUCUAGAAACAUGGUCUGACGACCUUUUUAUCCCCUACGGAAUAAACAUGACUCAGAGACACCAGGGAAAGCCCCGACAAACAGGAAACUGGAAUCUUAAACAGGUUAGCGUAUUUAAAAUAAGUGCUCAGCUCAAUUACAUGUUUGAUAUAAUUUCAUCGAUUCAAGUAUUUCACUGAUGUUAAAAAAUUUCCAAGUGGGUUUCUUCUCCCCUUCUUAACAGAGCGUUUAGUUGGAACGAAAUAUUUGUUUUCUCAGGAGGGCAGAUUUGCAUUCAAAAAAAGAAUUUACUCGUGAUAUGACUUAUAAAAUGAAAAUGAAAAAAUUGAUUGCACACUGAUGAGUUUUGAAGCAAAAUUGGCACAUCUCAUCGAUUAUUAUACGAUCAAAGCUUAAUUUGCUAACAGAGCCAGAGAACAAAAACAAACAAGCGGCUUGAAUUGUUUUACUACUAAGAGUAAAUUGUACAUUUUUUGUUAGAGAAAUAUUUUUAAAAAGCAGCUGCAUUUUGUAUUAAAAAACAACACGCGUUGGCAUGAAGGUUUCAAAUUACCACUUUUCAUGUUGUUAUACAAAUUCAGGCCAAUUCUACCGCGAUCACAAAAAGUAUUCGACUUUUAUUGGCUAUUUUUGUGCCUUACUUCUUUAGCUUUGCUUUUGUUAUCAUAACUUCAACUUUCUUUCACCAUUUCUUUUAGAAAUGACAGAAAGCUCAGUCUAUAAAAUUGCAUGGUAAUCGAAAAGGUUCAGACCGCAUAUAUCGCGUGUGAAUUUCCACUUUAUGUUCGGAGUAAACACGGACUGUCAAAGAAUACUUUAAUUUGCCCAACUUUCGGCGCAGCUCAAAACUUACACUUCCUAUACUUCUAACUGUAUCAUGUUUGAUCUGAAUUAUUUUUUUAAUUUGUACCAAGUUUGUUCUUUUUUGCAAGUCGGGUUACAAAGAUUUUCAAAAAAGUGCCCAACGUCAAAUAUUUGUGCCUAAACCGUGCCAAAACUGUGCCCAAACUGUGCCUAAAAUGUGCCUUAGCAAUAUUUAAAACGUGCCUAAUCUGUGCCGUUGCAUGUUUAUUUCCCGUGCUUUGGCACAAAAACUGUGCCUUUUCUCGAGUGCGAAUCCUGCAUAAGGCACGGUGUUACGCUCGUGUACACCAGUAGCUUGUGCCAAGCCAAUCGUGAAAAUAAAACCCCACAAAAUACUGUCUCUCUAAAAUCGUGAAAUUAAGUGCCCACAAAAUUGAGUACAAUAAGGUAACUAUUGCUGCCCACAGGUGAUUUUCGCUCCUUCUACUGUAAAUUUUCUGGAGAGCCAUGUUUUUAUUAGGAUGAAUAUCCUUAAUUUUUAUUAUUGUUUGGGUUUUCUAGAGGAAUGGAUCCCAUGAUCUUCAGUGGUCUCUGUGGUGUGGCUAGUGCAGGUGUUGGCUUUGUCGCUGGAUCUGCUGUUUUCAAAUCAGUGUGGCGGGUGUGGAACAAAGAAAUAGCACAGAAACUGCAUGAGGUAUGGACAGUGUGUUGAUCCUUGAGCAGGGUGUAAUGACAGUCAGUUUUACAGCCUGCCAUUCGGGCAAGCUGUAGCUAGCAUGUACUAGCCCACAAGGCAUUUCAUCCAGCCCCAAAAUCCUUUUUGAUUAGCAGGAUUGGUUACAAUCCUUCUGUAGUUUGAUUUCCUCAAAAAACAGUUCUUGCCUGUUGGGCAAGUUAAGAACAAAAAUCACUAGCUCGAUAGCAAGAUCCACUAGCCCUGGGCUACUGGACAUGACUUUCUUUGCACGCUGUUAAGUAAUGGUCCAGACGUAAUGAGCAUGUCUGAAUGCCAAAAGGUGCUGACUUUACUAUUGUCUCUACUACACUUCUGACUGAUUUUAGCAUCAAAUUUUAUGAAAUCUUCCCAAAGCAGCAUGGAUGUUCAUCCCUUGCUUUCCAACCAACUUCGUUAUAACAAAAUCUCGUCUGAGUCUAAGUAACACAGAAAUCCUUUGUGAACUUUUCUUGGCUAUUGUUUGCCACUCUUAUGAUAUGUUGAAAUCUUUUAACACAGAAAAACACCUUUCAAAAAUGAAGUUUAAAUACAUCUUAAUUCAUAAUUUUGCCUUUUUUUAGGAUUAUGCAUUCUUUGUGUGAAAAUGAAAACAUUUGUACUGAGAAAAGCAUAUUGCACCAUAACAAAAAAAAUAAAAUUGCUUCCUUUGUUACCAGGAUCAUUACUUUAAUGCCAAGGCUGUGCUCUAACGAAAAUUGAAAGGAUUCCAGUACUCUGAACCUGCAAAAUCUAGGGUGCCUAUAUCGUAUGAUUUGUAUGAAAUAAAUAGUAAGAUUUUCUAGUCACCCAAUUGAUGAUGUGCAUUGCAAAAGGGGAACUGUUUUGAUAAAUUCUUUCAACUAAUACUGUAAGGAAAAUAUGUAAAAAUGGAGAUCACUGUCAAGAAAAGGCCAUUUCUAAGUUGCCCAAGCCUCUGUUUCAAAGUGAAGCUAAGUGUGAAGCCAUUGAUGUGAAAAUGAGUUUUUAUUCUCAUGCAAAUAAAACUCAUUUUCACAAAGAAAAGUUUUCCACUUAGCCUGAGCUCAUUUUGGAAGUAAGAGUUUUUGGAACUCAGCAAUGGUCUAUGUGUACAGUAUGUGGGGAUUGAGUCUUAAAGUAGUCAAUGCAUUUUUUGCGUUUACACUUGCUCUGUUUUGUGUGUUUUAGCGUGAGGCAGAUUUUUUGGAAAGGAUAGCUUCCAGGAGGGCUUCCUCUUAUAGCAAGUUUGAAGAUGAUUAUUAUGGUGAAAAUAUCAAGAGUGUCAGCGACUACAGGCAGUGGCUACGAGAGCAACAAAAAAAGCAAAAUAUAGCAGAGAAGUAUGAUAGCAAAGAGCAACCAAAAACUGUCAGUGCAGAAGCUGCAUAAGCAAGGGUGAAAAAUUAACAGUCUCUUUGGGUGCAUUCCUUUGGGAUGAUCCGGAUCAGGAUCAGUGAUCCGAGAUCACUCGGAUCAUGGUAGAUCAAAUGAACUGAUGAAUCCUUUUCCAGAGUGGAUUCAUCGGUUCAUU
Molecule: messenger RNA, 5078 nt
Organism: Porites evermanni
Lineage: Eukaryota; Metazoa; Cnidaria; Anthozoa; Scleractinia; Poritidae
Source: the annotation of a GenBank genome assembly